Messenger RNA from Esox lucius (northern pike), 2030 nucleotides. RefSeq names its product prostaglandin E receptor 2b (subtype EP2) (gene ptger2b). The transcript is spliced from 2 exons. Gene Ontology annotation, biological process: cellular response to prostaglandin E stimulus; inflammatory response; positive regulation of cytosolic calcium ion concentration. Lineage: Eukaryota; Metazoa; Chordata; Actinopteri; Esociformes; Esocidae. The record is from RefSeq and is a predicted model, not a curated record. Gene Ontology annotation, cellular component: plasma membrane. The coding region runs from base 104 to 1171 and encodes 355 amino acids. Gene Ontology annotation, molecular function: prostaglandin E receptor activity.
CGUACCAUGAGUGUUUGCCAGCGCAGUAUAACAUUUGUUCUUUGUGUGCCUUGAUGAGAAAUCGAUCAGUUGAAGUUCAAAGGAGUAGUCUAAGAUUAUUUAUAUGGAUUCAGAAAGUAACUGUACUAAAAGAACCACCGUCUCGUUUGGGAAUGCUUUUAUGUCAGCGGGAAUGUUUUCCGCUGGAGUACUAGGCAACUUUAUCGCUUUGGUUCUUUUGGAGAUGCGGCGCCGGCGACAAAGUCCAUCAUUGUUCCAAGUGUUGGUAACGGCGUUGGUGACUACGGAUCUAGUGGGUACCUUCUCCGUCAGUCCUUUGGUACUAACCUCUUAUACACAAAACAAGGCACUGGUCGCUAUGAGGGAAAACAACGCAGUAUGCGCCUACUUCGGUUUCAGUAUGACUUUUUUAAGUCUCGCAACUUUAGCCAUUGUGUGCGCAAUGGCUUUGGAGCGCUACCUCUCCUUUGGACACCCAUACUUUCACGAGCAGCACUUGAGAAAGCGUUGCGGAUACAUCACCAUUGCAAUCAUCUACCUGCUCUGCCUCUUCUUCUGCCUAGGACCUUUCAUGGGUUUUGGUGAAUACAUACAAUAUUGCCCGGGGACCUGGUGUUUCUUUGACAUUAACCCAAAAAUCACCAAAAACAAAGUAUACGUCUAUAUCUACGCGUCGUUGGCUCUUAUGAUGAUUUUGACCACGGUGAUAUGUAAUUUAUGUGUUGUCUAUCAUUUGAUUCUGAUGUAUCGGAGACGUAAAGUACACCGUGUGGGAGCUACGCGAAGGAUACGAUUUUAUCAACGGUCCCUCUCCAUGGCGGAAGAAGUUGAGCAUCUUCUGUUACUGAUAUUCAUAACGGGGGCUUUCGUCACAUGUUCGUUUCCUUUAGUGGUUGUUGUGUUUUCAAGACCCUAUUUCAACUUGAUUGAAAGUGAAUCCCAUGAUCUCCUAGCUCUCCGCUUGCUGUCUUUCAACUCCAUUAUCGACCCAUGGGUCUUUAUAAUCCUUAGCCCCUCAGUGCUGCGCUUCCUCUGGAAGAAGCUGGCGCUGUGUAAGGCCAAGGGACCACGAGAACCCCCCCAAUUCCGCAAGGAAAACGCUGUCCCUGUUGGAUCAAAACUCCCUUCAUCUAGCCCAGUCAUGGAGAUCCAGAACAACGAAUUUCAGUAAAUGGACUAGACAUACGUGACCAGUGAGCGAAUGACCCUCUCUUGACGAAUGUAGGUCAUCUAACCCUCAGUAAUCCAGGAGGACACAGGAUGGGAUUUCUCAGACUAGUCAUCCAAUUUCUGGUGAACAUGGGCCUCAGUGAAUGCCCAGUGCACCAUUUUUGUCCCAUGGGCCAGAGGACGUUCACAGGCAAUUGGAAUAGAUUUUGACGGACAACUGAAUUGAGGGGGGCAGUUGGCUGCAGAGCUGAUAUUUUAUAACCUCAAAAUAGUAAGUGAAAUAAGACUUAACAUUUUGAGAAGUCAUUGUUUGAGUAUUUAUUUAAUUGCUUCAGUAUGAGAGCUUUAUUAUCAACACUGAAGGACUGAAAUUCUAAUUUGAGGAAACUUCUGGAUAAAGGGGUCCAGUAUUCACAGCAUGUGUAAAGGUCAAUGGAUAUGAUCUAAUCUUAGGUUAAAUUGUGAUUUGAGAACCAAAUAUAAUAUUUAUGUAUGGUUUUAAAUGAAUACAUCGUAUGAAGCUACAUUAUGAAAUAUGAUAAUGUCAUGCUCCAUUACCCUUUACAGUUGCCAUGAGAGACUUAUUUUUUUUUAACUGACAUUAACAUUUAGCAACAUUUGGCCAUAUUAUCUCCAUUCUCCCCCAAAUAAGUAUCUUCUAAAUGUAUGUGUCUAGGCGCAUGUACUUGGUUUGAGACAGCUCAUAAUCAAAAUCAUGACAAAUAGGUAUUUGUGGUGGACACCCACCUGUUCUCAACAAUGAAAGGUUGGAAUGAGACACAUGGUUGAAUUUCUUAGUUUUUUUGUAAGCGUAACCGGCCAAGAAGAGCAAAUGUCUCUUACUGAGGGAGUAAGUCACU